AUGAUCCAUAUAAUCAUGAAGAUCUGCUUUCUGCACAGAAAUGAGGAAAAUACAAUAUAGUUCUGAAAUUGAAGAUCUGUAUUUUCGUGGAAUGCUUUCAGAAUGAGAAAUACAUCUGGUUACCUUGGCGAACGUAGAAGGAUGAAAAGAGCCUCAUGAUGGCAAAAAACAAAGAACCUCGUCCUCCAUCCUAUGCUAUCAGUGUAGUAGGAUUAUCUGGGACUGAAAAGGACAAAGGUAACUGUGGUGUUGGAAAGUCAUGUUUGUGCAAUAGAUUUGUGCGUUCCAAAGCAGAUGAAUAUUACUCUGAGCAUACGUCUGUGCUUAGUACAAUUGACUUUGGAGGAAGAGUAGUCAACAAUGAUCACUUUUUGUAUUGGGGUGACGUAACACAAAGUGGUGAAGAUGGAAUAGAAUGCAAAAUCCAUGUCAUUGAACAGACUGAGUUCAUUGAUGAUCAGACUUUCUUGCCUCAUCGGAGUACGAAUUUGCAACCAUAUAUAAAACGUGCAGCUGCAUCCAAAUUGCAGUCAGCAGAAAAACUGAUGUACAUUUGCACUGAUCAAUUAGGCUUAGAGCAAGACUUUGAUCAGAAACAAAUGCCUGAAGGGAAACUCAGUGUAGAUGGGUUUUUAUUAUGCAUUGAUGUAAGUCAGGGAUGCAAUAGGAAGUUUGAUGAUCAACUUAAGUUUGUGAAUAAUCUAUACAUACAGUUGUCAAAAUCAAAAAAACCUAUACUAAUAGCAGCAACUAAAUGUGAUGAAUGUGUAGAUCAUUAUCUUCGAGAGGUUCAGGCAUUUGCUUCAAACAAAAAGAAUCUCAUUGUGGUAGAAACUUCAGCACGUUUUAAUGUCAACGUUGAGACAUGUUUCACUGCACUGGUACAAAUGUUGGAUAAAACCCGUGGCAAACCUAAAAUUAUUCCCUAUCUGGAUGCUUAUAAAACACAGAGACAACUUGUUGUCACAGCAACAGAUAAAUUUGAAAAACUUGUGCAAACUGUGAGAGAUUAUCAUGCAACUUGGAAAACUGUUAGUAAUAAAUUAAAAAAUCAUCCUGAUUAUGAAGAAUAUAUAAACUUGGAGGGAACACGAAAGGCCAGAAAUACAUUUUCAAAACACAUAGAGCAACUCAAGCAAGAACAUAUAAGAAAAAGAAGAGAGGAAUACAUCAAUACACUACCUAGAGCUUUUAACACUCUUCUACCAAAUCUUGAAGAGAUUGAACACUUGACCUGGUCAGAAGCCCUAAAAUUAAUGGAGACACGAACAGAAUUCCCAUUGUGUUUUGUAGUGCUGGAGAAAACACCUUGGGAUGAAACUGACCACAUAGACAAAGUGAAUGAUAGACGGAUUCCAUUUGAUCUCCUUAGCACUUUGGAAGCAGAAAAAGUCUACCAGAAUCAUGUACAGCACCUAAUUUCUGAAAAGAGGAGGGUAGAAAUGAAGGAAAAAUUCAAGAAAACUCUGGAAAAAAUUCAGUUUAUUUCACCUGGACAACCCUGGGAAGAAGUUAUGUGUUUUGUAAUGGAGGAUGAAGCCUUUAAAUAUAUCACUGAGGCUGAUAGCAAAGAGGUAUAUAGUAGGCAUCAGCGAGAAAUAGUUGAAAAAGCCAAAGAAGAGUUUCAGGAAAUGCUUUUUGAACAUUCUGAACUUUUUUAUGAUCUCGAUCUUAAUGCAACACCCAGUUCAGAUAAAAUGAGUGAAAUUCACACAGUUUUAAGUGAAGAACCCAGAUAUAAGGCUUUACAGAAACUUGCCCCUGAUCGAGAGUCCCUUCUGCUUAAGCAUAUAGGGUUUGUUUAUCAUCCCACUAAAGAAACCUGUCUUAGUGGUCAGAACUGCAUGGACAUUAAAGUAGAGCAACUACUUGCUAAUAGUCUUUUACAACUGGAUCAUAGUCGAUUAAGAUUGUACCAUGAUAGUGCCAACAUAGAUAAAGUUAAUCUUUUCAUUUUGGGAAAGGAUGGCCUUGCACAAGAAUUAGCAAAUGAGAUAAGGACACAGUCUACUGAUGAUGAGUAUGCCUUAGAUGGAAAAAUAUAUGAACUAGAUCUUCGAUCAGUUGAUUCCAAAUUGCCUUAUCUUUCUAGUCAGUUAUGGAAUGCUGCCUUUAAGCCACAUGGAUGCUUCUGUGUAUUUAACUCUAUUGAAUCACUUAAUUUUAUUGGGGACUUCAUUGGAAAAAUAAGAACCGAAGCAUCACAGAUUAGGAGAGAUAAAUAUAUGGCCAAUCUUCCAUUUACAUUAAUAUUAGCUAAUCAGAGGGACAGUGUUAGCAAAAAUUUACCUAUUCUCAGACAUCAAGGGCAACAGUUGGCAAACAAACUACAGUGCCCUUUUGUAGAUGUACCCACUGGUACAUACCCUCGUAAAUUUAAUGAAACUCAAAUAAAACAAGCUCUAAGGGGAGUAUUGGAAUCAGUUAAACGCAAUUUAGAUGUUGUAAGCCCUGUUCCCACCAACAAAGAUAUAGCUGAAGCUGACCUGAGAAUUGUCAUGUGUGCCAUGUGUGGUGAUCCAUUUAGUGUGGAUCUUAUUCUUUCACCAUUUCUUGACUCUCAUGCUUGUAGUGCUGCUCAGGCUGGACAAAGUAACUCUUUAAUGCUUGAUAAAAUUAUUGGUGAAAAAAGAAGACGAAUACAGAUUACGAUACUGUCUUAUCAUUCUUCAAUUGGGGUAAGGAAAGAUGAACUGGUCCAUGGAUAUAUAUUAGUUUACUCUGCCAAAAGGAAAGCAUCCAUGGGAAUGCUCCGAGCAUUUCUUUCAGAAGUUCAGGAUACUAUUCCGGUACAGUUGGUGGCAGUUACUGACAGCCAGGCAGAUUUUUUUGAGAAUGAAGCUAUCAAAGAGUUAAUGACUGAAGGAGAACAUAUAGCAACUGAGAUCACUGCUAAAUUUACAGCACUGUAUUCUUUAUCUCAAUAUCAUCGGCAAACUGAGGUUUUUACAUUGUUCUUUAGUGAUGUUUUAGAGAAAAAAAAUAUGAUAGAAAAUUCCUACUUGUCUGAUAAUACCAGAGAGUCAACACAUCAUAAUGAGGAUGUUUUUCUUCCAUCUCCCAGAGAGUGUUCUUUUUCCUAUACUGGCUAUAUCGAUUCAGAAGAUGAUACUGAAGCACCACCACCAUAUAGCCCAAUUGGGGAUGAUGUUCAGUUGCUUCCAACACCUAGUGACCGAUCCAAGUAUCGAUUAGAUUUGGAAGGAAAUGAAUACCCAAUUCAUAGUACCCCAAAUUGUCACGAUCAUGAACGAAAUCAUAAAGUGCCUCCUCCAAUAAAACCCAAACCAGUUGUACCCAAGACAAAUGUAAAGAAAUUGGAUCCAAACCUCUUAAAGACAAUUGAAGCUGGAAUUGGUAAAAAUCCAAGAAAACAAGCCUCUAGAGUUCCUUUAGCACAUCCUGAAGAUAUGGAUUCCUCAGAUAACUACGCAGAACCUAUUGACACCAUUUUUAAACAUAAAGGUUAUCCUGAUGAGAUCUAUGUUGUCCCAGAUGAUAGUCAGAAUCGUAUUAUUAAAAUUAGAAACUCAUUUGUAAAUAAUACCCAGGGAGAUGAGGAAAAUGGAUUUUCUGAUAGAACAUCAAAAAGUCAUGGGGAACGGAGGCCUUCAAAAUAUAAAUACAAGUCAAAGACGUUAUUCAGCAAAGCCAAAUCUUACUAUAGGAGAACACAUUCAGAUGCAAGUGAUGAUGAGGCUUUUACCACUUCUAAAACAAAAAGAAAAGGAAGGCAUCGUGGAAGUGAGGAAGAUCCACUCCUUUCUCCUGUGGAAACCUGGAAAGGUGGCAUUGAUAAUCCCGCUAUUACUUCAGAUCAGGAAUUGGAUGAUAAAAAAUUGAAGAAGAAAACACACAAAGUAAAGGAAGAUAAAAAGCAGAAAAAGAAAACUAAGCCUUUCAAUCCACCAACCCGUAGGAAUUGGGAAAGUAAUUACUUUGGGAUGCCCCUACAGGAUCUGGUUUCACCUGAGAAGCCUAUACCACUAUUCGUUGAAAAAUGUGUGGAAUUUAUUGAAGAUACAGGACUUUGUACUGAAGGUCUCUAUCGUGUUAGUGGGAACAAAACUGAUCAAGACAACAUUCAAAAGCAGUUUGAUCAAGAUCAUAAUAUUAAUCUAGUGUCAAUGGAUGUGACAGUAAAUGCUGUUGCUGGAGCUCUUAAAGCUUUCUUUGCUGACUUACCAGAUCCUUUAAUUCCAUAUUCUCUUCAUCCAGAGUUAUUAGAAGCAUCAAAAAUCCUGGAUAAGACAGAACGACUUAAUGCAUUGAAAGAGAUUUUGAAGAAAUUCCAUCCUGUUAACUAUGAUGUAUUCAGAUAUGUAAUAACACAUCUAAACAGGGUUAGUCAGCAAAAUAAAAUCAACCUCAUGACAGCAGACAACUUAUCCAUCUGUUUCUGGCCAACUUUGAUGAGACCUGAUUUUGAAAAUCGAGAGUUUCUGUCCACCACUAAAAUCCAUCAGUCUGUUGUAGAAACUUUCAUUCAACAGUGUCAGUUUUUCUUUUACAAUGGAGAAGUUGUAGAAACUGCUAACUCUGUGGCGCCUCAGCCACCACUUUCAAAUACUGGACAUUUGGUGGAGCCAAUGGUGCCACUUCAGUUACCACCACCAUUGCAACCUCAGCUAAUACAACCACAGUUACAAGCAGAUCCUCUUGGUAUUAUAUAAGUAGAAGAUGAUUACAGGCAGCCUGGCAUUGGACAAAAAAAAAAAAAUAGCAACGCUAGACAUGCAUGUUUCAGGGUACAAUAGUGUGUAUUUCAUAUUUCUGACAAAUAAUUCAUGUUCAGACUGAGGGAACAUCUUUCUCUUAGAACUGUAUCAUAUUUCUUGUUCAUUCCCACUGCAGAUCAAGACUAUGUGAUAAGCAUGACUGGAGAGGUUUAAUUUUUUUAAGCAAAAAUAACUAUAAAGUACAAAGCUACUGCUGCUGCAUGUAAUCUUAUUGCAAUCACUAUAUCAUUCCUUUGGCAAUUUCUGCCUCAAUAUAUUGUGAAUAAAAUUUUUCUAUAGAAAUUAAAUGAUUUAAAAACUCACAUUUAUGAAACAUUCAGUGCUUUUCAGCCUGCUUUAUGGCUGUUUUUUUUUUUGUUGUUGUUGUUAUUUGGGCAACUUGAUUUACAUUCAAACAUUCUGUGUAGAUACUAAAAGCCCAGCUAUAGUUAUUUUAUCACAUCAAGCUACUUACACCAUACUUGGUAUGAUGUUGGAAAGAAUGAAAAAAAUGCACUGUUGAAAAUAUAUUACACUCCUGCCCCUUCAAUCCUCUGAGUAAACCUGUGGACAAUUUGAUGAGGGGUAGAUUAAAUUUAGUUCUCAUUUUUUGUAGCACAAUACCAAGGACAUACUUGUGGCAAAAGUGAAUUUCGAAUGUUGUGCAAAAAAAAACCUGAUGUCAUCUACUUAUUUCCUUAUGUUCCAUUAAUGAGAUAAACAUUUUGUAUACUAUUAAUUCUGUAAACAAAUGCAUGUUCAAAAGAUCAUUGAUGGUCUUAUAAACUUAAUCUAAUAUAUUUUAGAUAUUUUAAUUUUUUCCCUCUUGGGGAAUACAUUUAGUGUGUAGAAAAUACCCCAUGCCAUUUUCAUAUAAGGUUAUAUAACUUUUCAUACAUAUGCAUAAAAAUUUUGUUGUAGUAAAAUUCUUUAAACCAAACAAUGUUUUAAUCUAGGACAUGAAUUUAAUCUGUUCUUUAAAAUCUAUUUUUAUGUGGCCCUUUAAAUAUAUACAAAAUUCAUUGCUAAUAUAGCAAUAAAUACUUUGGGUACUGACUGCCUCUUUGGAGUGUAUAUAUAAAAUUACAAACUUGUAUUCUUAUUCUUUUCUGUGGUAUGAUGUACUAAAAUUUCAAAAUUACUUUUGCACCAUUUUUAUACUUUUUUCUUUGAUGUUGGUACCAGUUUUGCUGUAAAACAUUGCUGCUUUUUUUCAUUUUAAACAUUUUAUUAGUGAUAAUGCAACUUACAAAGCGAUAAAUUAUGGUUAAAAUUUCUGAAUUAGGCGGCUAUAAACUUUUUUGUUGGGCUUUUCUCAAGAGUUCUAUGAACAAACUAUGCCAUUUUUGUCUGGAAGGGGAAAUUUUGAUUUUUCAGCUGCUAGGGUACGUUUUUUUGUGGUUAAGGAAAAAUUAUUUGGUCAUUGUUGUAAUCUUCACUCAUAAUGAGAUUUUAAGAUCGUCCUAUGUAUUAUAGUAAAUAGAUGAUUUUGAGAUUUAAGAUUCUUAUGAGUUUGAUUUGCUCCCUUUUCCUAAAAUAAAAAUUGCCUUUCCCAAC
Molecule: messenger RNA, 6275 nt
Organism: Gracilinanus agilis (Agile Gracile Mouse Opossum)
Lineage: Eukaryota; Metazoa; Chordata; Mammalia; Didelphimorphia; Didelphidae
Gene: ARHGAP5
Product: Rho GTPase activating protein 5
Exons: 6
Coding region: 156-4673 (1505 amino acids)
Biological process (GO): signal transduction
Source: RefSeq, a predicted model, not a curated record